AUGGCAGCUUCCGAGACAGUUAGGCUGCGGCUCCAGUUCGAUUAUCCGCCUCCAGCCACGCCACACUGUUCCUCUUUCUGGCUCCUGGUCGACCUGAGCCGAUGCCGAGUCGUCACGGAUCUCAUCAGUCUCAUUCGUCAGCGCUUCGGCUUCAGUUCCGGGGCGCUCUUGGCUCUCUACCUGGAUGGGGGGCUCUUGCCCCCCGCCGAGAGCGCGCGUCUGGUCCGGGACAACGACUGUCUCAGAGUUAAAUUAGAAGAGAGAGGAGUUACUGAAAAUCCAGCAGUAGUCAGUAAUGGCUAUAGUGACCAUUUGUUACCUAAAAAGGCAAGGAAGAGGGCAUUCCAGUGGGAGGAGGAUGAAGAAACCGAAUUCUAUCCCAAAAACUCAAAGAAGCCUUGCAGGAGGCAAGGGAACAGUAAGAAUAAGGAGAAAAACUUGGCUCCAGAGCCCAAAUCCUCACCAGAUUAUAGUGUAAGGAAAAAAAGCAAGAGGAAAAAGAAAACUGCAGGUCAGGUAGUGGAGGAGGAAGAAGAGGAGGAGGAGGAGGAGGAAGAAACUCAAAGGAAAACUCCAAAGGCAAAGGAGAAAUGUGAAUAUAAAAAACGGACAAAGACUGUCAAGACUUCUAAAGCACAGAAAGAGUGGACUCUCCAGAACUCGAGCUCUUCAAAGUAUGCUCAGAGUCAAAAUAGCCAUCUUAAAGCCAAAACUGAAGGUGGCCCAGACAGCAAUUCAAAAGGUUGCCCCAGUUCUGACUCAGACUCUGAAGCCCUGAAACAAUCUGCCAUUGAGGGUCCUAGCAAGGUCACCUCAGAGACCACACCGGCCGAGGCAUCAAAGGAAAAGCCCCCCGCGAAAAAUACCGUAGCAAGCAAAGUGGCUGCAAAAUCUGGUGUUCCCUCCACCCCUGCCCAGGGCAAGUCAUCCAGAGACUCAUCUUCUGAUUCAGACUCUACUUCAGACUCUGAGGACCAGAGUAUGAGUUCCAAGACGAGCCGGAAGUCUGUCUUACAGUCUUCGUCCAUUUCAGGACGAACUUGUGCAUUUCUAGGGCAAUUAGCACAGACCUCAAGUGCUGCCACCAAGAAGUACGCCGACGCCAAUGGUGGCACCCAGGUUUUCGGUUCUCUUUCCACCGUGACUUUUUCCUCCACUCUGGGACGAGGUUUGGGGAGGGGACAGGACAUUCUUCCUUGGAAGGGAGCAAGAGGUCGGGGCAUGCAGGGAAGAGGUCGAGGUCGAAGCUUUUCCAAUGUUUUAAAUAGGAAUGCUGAGCAUGAGAAGCAACAGCAGUUAAAUGAAGUGGUAGCAAACUCAUCUGUUGUUAUCCAGAACCCCGUAGAGACCUCCAAGGAUGAGAACAGUUUAUUACCCCCUCUGAGGGAUUACACUUUGUUACCACUGUUGGCAGCUGCCCCUCAAGUUGGAGAAAAGAUUGCAUUUAAGCUUUUGGAACUAGCACAGGAUUAUUCUCCGGGUGUUUCUGAAUACAAGGAAGGAAAAUUACUAAGCUACAAUCCUGAGACUCAGCAAGCAGAUAUAGAAAUUCUUUCAUCCUUACCCGCUACAAAAGAACCUGGGAAAUUUGACUUGGUUUAUCACAAUGAAAAUGGAGCUGAGGUCGUGGAAUAUGCUGUGACGCAGGAGAAGAAGAUCACCGUUUUAUGGAAAGAAUUGAUUGAUCCAAGACUGAUUAUUGAAUCUUCAAAUAAUACAUCAAGUCUAAAGCUUGCCUGACUAUGACAUCUUCAGCUCAUAGUUUAUAAUUGUCUUAUUUGUGAAAGUGACUGUAACCUGAACUUUUUUUAAAAAAAAAGAUUUGGUGGCGCAGCGGUAGGGCAUUUGUUUGCCUUGCAAGCAACUGACCCAGUACAGACAGUAGUUCAAUCCCCCGGCGUCCCAUAUGGUCCCCCAAGCCAGGAAUGAUUUUUUGAGCACAUAGCCAGGAGUAACUCCUGAGAGUCACCGGGUGUGGCCAAGAAAAAAACAAACGAAAAAAAAAGAGAAGAUUUGAAAAUUAUUUGCUUUUUUUGUUACUUUUACUGUAUAGGGGGGGAAAAUCUACCUCAUCUUUUAAAAUCACAUGGACAUUGCUUUUGUAGACUUGUUUUUUGCAGGUUUAAUUUCAGUAACAAAAUUGAAAAUAUGACAUUCCCUGCAGGCCUUGUUUUAUGCCAGUAUGUAUGGUUUCUUUAUUUUUAAUAAUUCUUUCCACCAUCAAGGAGCCAUUUCAGUAGGAACUUAUAAGACCCAAGUAUUAGGAAGUACUGCCUAUCUUGUCUCAUAUGUUUUAUUAAGUAACAUUUGAAAACAUGGGAACAUGUUACUUAACUCAAUUUUUUUAAACUUGAUUUCCAUUAAAUGUGGAACAUCUUAUACAUUUCAAGUACUUUAUGCUUAUCAUUGUUAGGAAUUAACAAGUAGUUAAAUUUUUUGCAGGCAAUGAUCCUUUCACAUUUUUUGCAACUUUUAAGAUCAAGGAUUUUCAGGCCCUAUGUAGAACAGUGAAAAUAAGACACACACACACACACACACACACAUGUGUAUAAGUGUAUGCGUGUGUGUAUAUACAUGGGGAGUAAUUUGUGUUCUAGUUGGGUGAAAGGAUUUUCUGAGUUCAGAUCAGAUUUUUUGCCUUGCUACAAAUCUCAAGAAGCUGGCUGAGGACUGAAGGGUGGAUCUUGAACAGAAAUGUCCUUUCCUGUUAUUCAACACAAAGCUAAAAUAGGAAGAGAUAUACUGUGAAGAAAAAAGAAAAUAAACAUGCAAAGAUCAUUUUCACAAAAGCUCAGAUCCUUCCUUCAGUUUUGCAAAUAAAAUCCUAUUGAACUGAAA
This is a messenger RNA of Suncus etruscus (white-toothed pygmy shrew), 2838 nucleotides long. It is a transcript of the gene COIL, whose product is annotated as coilin. The record is from RefSeq and is a predicted model, not a curated record. The transcript has 7 exons. The coding region runs from base 1 to 1740 and encodes 579 amino acids. Gene Ontology annotation, cellular component: Cajal body. Gene Ontology annotation, molecular function: U1 snRNA binding; U2 snRNA binding. Gene Ontology annotation, biological process: spliceosomal snRNP assembly. NCBI's taxonomy places the organism in Eukaryota, Metazoa, Chordata, Mammalia, Eulipotyphla, Soricidae.